This is a messenger RNA of Cynoglossus semilaevis (tongue sole), 2818 nucleotides long. RefSeq names its product heparan sulfate glucosamine 3-O-sulfotransferase 5. Gene Ontology annotation, molecular function: [heparan sulfate]-glucosamine 3-sulfotransferase activity. Lineage: Eukaryota; Metazoa; Chordata; Actinopteri; Pleuronectiformes; Cynoglossidae. The transcript is spliced from 2 exons. The annotation marks the transcript as partial. The record is from RefSeq and is a predicted model, not a curated record.
GUCAGCCUCGCUAUUGGAAGUUUCCUUUAUCUCGUGGCCAGGGUUGGGACUGUGGAUAGGCUACAGCCUAUCUGCCGUGUUGAAAGCGGACUGCCACUCUCGCAGCCCGAGCAGAUCCCUCUCCGCACAUUACAGUUUAAGCGGGGUCUUCUUCUUCAUGAGUUACGAAAGACCAAUGCAACUAAGGAGCAACUUUACCUACAUAACCACGUCCAGCAGCUGCCGCAGGCCAUCAUCAUUGGCGUUCGCAAAGGUGGCACGCGUGCCCUUUUGGAGAUGCUUAAUCUGCACCCUGCCGUCGUUAAGGCGUCGCAAGAAAUACACUUCUUCGACAACGACCAGAACUAUGGCCGUGGUAUUGACUGGUACAGAGGCAAGAUGCCUUUCUCCUUCCCCCAUCAGAUAACCAUUGAGAAAAGCCCGGCCUACUUUAUUACAGAGGAGGUCCCUGAACGCAUCUUCAAGAUGAACUCUUCCAUCAAGCUACUGAUCAUAGUCCGCGAACCCACCACCAGAGCGGUGUCGGACUACACCCAAGUUUUGGAGGGCAAGGAGCGCAAAAACAAGACGUACCACAAGUUCGAGACACUGGCCAUCGACGGCAAAACCUGCGAGGUCAACACGAAGUACAAAGCGGUGCGGACCAGCAUCUACAGCAAACAUUUGGAACGCUGGCUAAAAUACUUUCCGGUGGAACAGUUCCACGUUGUAGAUGGAGACCGCCUUAUCACAGACCCACUGCCUGAGCUACAGCUUGUGGAGCGCUUCCUCAACCUACCAUCAAAAAUCAGCCAAUAUAACUUGUAUUUCAACGCCACCAGGGGAUUCUACUGUUUGCGAUUCAACAUUGUCUUCAACAAGUGCCUGGCAGGCAGCAAGGGUCGUACCCAUCCGGAGGUGAACUUGUCAGUGGUAACAAAACUACAAAAGUUCUUUCAUCCGUUUAAUCAGAAGUUUUACCAGAUCACUGGUAGAACAUUUGAUUGGCCAUAAUAUAUGUAAAAAAUCUCUAGAGAGUUUUCCGUAUUUGUUUUUUUAAAGGGAAAAAAAUGCCAUAUAACGAUAUCCUAGAAGAUACGGUGAUGGAAUUUUAAUGGAUAGUUAGGAUUUUGUGGUUGUAUGAGGCAUGCUGCCUCUUCUGUUGUGGUCCCAGUGCAGAAUUCAGCCUGAUAAUUGGAGGAUUGCUUUAACCAGCAUGUGGCAUCCAGCAGAAAACAAUAGAUGAAAAUAUACCUAAGUCUUAAUAAUUCAGAAACAAGCUUGGAUCCUUGUGUUGUUUUUGUAAAUCACAUAUGAGCCAUACACAUUUAUGGAAACGUUACAUGUCUUAGAACAGGGUUGUGUCAAACUCAAACCAGAAUUAAAAACUGUGACCAAGACCCAAUUUCUUUCAUAUGGAAACAAACUUUAGUCUUGCGUAAACAGUAAAUCUCGAACAAACAAAGCUUAAUAUUAUAAACACCAAAAUUAAAUUUGAAAUAGAACACACAUCAGUGGUGUUCAUUUCUUUUUUUGGCUCUCUCUAUCUGUAGCCUUUCCGGUUUCUUUUUUGACAUAAAAAGGCCAUCAACAAAACAAUCAAAAGUGUAAGUGCGAUAAAAUAUCGCAUACACUGCUAAUACUACAAAUCCUGCCCGUUUAUAGACAUAAUUACAUCGCUCUAAUAUACAUUUGAUAUGAUCUUGCGGGGCCAGAUUUGUCCCACAGACCUGAGUUUGACACCUGUGUCUUAGAAGAUCGGACAGGUAACGUGUACAUAGUUCUUGUGGCAACCUUGUUAUUAUAAACAGGUUUUUAUUUCAUUCAUUGUGGUAACAAAAUAGUGUGCCAAAGCAAGCGGAUAGUCACAACAAAUUGUGUACUUGUGUGGCAAAGGCAAAUGUGUACUUGCGCACAAUGUGGCAAAUGUAGGCAAGCAGGGCAACUAUAGAACAGUGGAGCACUAUGGGCUACACAUCAAGAAGUUAGGGUACGUCCUUUCCAUGCUUUUGUGUUGUAUUCCUUACUUUUCUUGACUUGCUUACAAAGCACAAAGUAUCACUUUUUGUUACUGAUUUUCAUGAAGAAUUUAAAGUCAAGCCGCACUUAGAACAUACAGUGUUUGAUGUCCGGCUAAAUACCAGAUUCAGUGGUCAACAUAUAUAAUGGUUAGCUUUGUUUUUAUUGAGUGACACCUACUGGCAGUCAUCAGGUGUGGAAAAGUGUUCAUUUGAUUUUCUGUAUGUGAUUGGAUGUCUGUCUCACAUUUAAUGUGUAUUACAAUGUCAUCUUAUGAAAACGUGUGGAACUCACUAAGAACAACACAUAGUAAACAACACCCACUUGGGUUGGGUAUAAUCACACUUUAAACAAACAAUACUACCCUUCAACAAAACAAAAAAGUGCGACUUAUAGUUGGGAAAAUAUGGUAAGUUGUUUGGGUUUUUUUCUGUAAUGAAAGCCAUCGGAUGGUGACAGAAUUUACAUAUUAUAACAAAAAACAAUUAAUCCUACUGUUAUCUGUUAGCAUUUGUUUCCAACACGUUUUUUCUCCAUGGCGUCACAGAAUAAACGCAAAAAUGUUACGUAGAACUCGAAGCCCUUUAGACUCGUUCAUUACAAAUAUAAUGUUUUUUCACCUACAACCUCAUUUGUGUUUUGCAGAAUAUUUGGGGGAAAAGUUGAGUCUAAACUUGUUCUCCGAUGACUCUUGUCACACUAACAGCUUAUUCUGAAAAUGGUUCUUUAAAACUCUUUCUGUGAACUUGUUCAUUAUGUAUCAUGUGUGUUCUUCAGAAAAAGGGUCAAUUAAAGGGAAACUUGGACUUGGACAACUCUU